CAUGUUGGUUCUACAGUUUCCAAAAUUAUGCCUCGCUUCGCCGAAUAAUCAGCAGAUAAUGGUCUCUUCCUUGGGCCAACAACUUCAAUGGCUUUCUGUAUCUAAAAGCUCCUUCAUCGUUUGGUUAUAUAAACUGGCGGCCUCCAUCUUCCAAGGUGAUCGGCUCUUCAGACUAUCGCUCAUCACACAAUUCUCCAAAGCCAUCGCCGGUCGAUUGGCCAUCUGUUUCCGUCCAAGAAGCCUUUAGCAUUGUUCUUUCUGUCUAUUCUCUUGUCAUCAUCCUUUACUUUCGGCAUUUCAAGUCGCAAUUACCGUCACUCUUCUCCCACAAUUUCUCCGUUGUUGAAGUAUACCAUCCAUCAUGAGUCGCUUCUUUGGCCUCGGUAGUAAGAAGGAGCCGAGGCGUAGCACUGAUGAGGACAUGAGCAAAAUGCAAUACUACACCCCUCGCGGCAGCAUUCCCGCUACGGUCGUAGAAGAGCAAGUCCGCCAAGUCGUAAUUGACCCAAACGACGACAGCACCAACGGUCCUUACCCUCAUGUCUACAUGAACCGAGAACCGACCAGUACCGCACCAGACGGAGCCAUCUUUCAAAGAUUUGAGCAGAGAAACCGCCCAAACGAUACAUCUCUGCACGAAGUCCCUGUCAACUGCCGCAUGGAUCUCAACAAAAAGUCCGCGCCUUUCAUGAAAGUCAAGAGACGCGAGGAAAGACCCACUGAUCCUCGCGACAGAGGACGGGUUGUUCAGAAUGAACUCAACACCCCCGGUCCUUUCCGAGGCGUUGUCGCUGUUGAUAGAAACACGGGCCAAUCUCAUGGUGUUGCUGGUGUCAUGUACCAUCCUCAGGGAAGGAGGUUGGCUUUUCAGAGGGCGCAGAUGGAGCCGUUGGAUCGCGAGGGUAGACAGUAUAUGCGUCGGUUUGCGGAUGAUGCUGCUGAUCCUCAUCGCGUGACGACUUGGCCUCCGAGAGAUGAGGACAGUGAAGAUCUAACGACUUAUGAGAAUCGGUAUCAGCAGGUUAGAAGGACUCGACCGCCUCAGCAGACUAAGGCUGGGAGGCAAAAGGUGCAGGGUCAGUGAGUUAGUUUCUGGUAUGUUGAUUUUGGAAUACUGUUUUGUGUAGAUAUCUGGCAGCAUAAUGGACAAGACGUUGGGUAUUGACUUUGGCAGCGCCAUACUUAACCGUAUUGUUGUGAU
Messenger RNA from Fusarium redolens, 1201 nucleotides. RefSeq lists its product as uncharacterized. The transcript has 2 exons. Lineage: Eukaryota; Fungi; Ascomycota; Sordariomycetes; Hypocreales; Nectriaceae. The record is from RefSeq and is a predicted model, not a curated record. The coding region runs from base 362 to 1084 and encodes 240 amino acids.